GCCGUCCCCGCCUGUCGAACUCGAGACCGGAGCGCGCCUUUCGCGGGAGCGCGCGCAACUCACAGGAACAGCAUACUGACUUACAUUGUUUUGAGCAAAUGAUCAAUUCAACUUUAGAGAUUUGUCUUUCCUUUAAAGGUGCCUUAAACUACAUUUCCCAUAAAGUGACCGUCAAAGUCACAGUGCUCAUGCCGUAUCCAGGAAGUUGAGAGCAGUUGUCAGGUAAACAUUUAACCGCACCGAGUGGUGACAAACAUGGAUGAAUUAUCUUUUUCACAAAACGCAGGGAAAUGUCGGAGUCAGGCAAGCCUCUUUUUUGCAACGCUAUAUUUUCAUCGUAGCUGUCAUUAGCAUUAAGAAUGGAUCUCGCGUGUCGCCGCCAAGUUCGGCCUGGUUCUGGCCGGGUCCGGGUGACUGUGAUGGAUGACUCAGGCCCCCUCAACCCAGCUCCUGCCCCGAAAGUUCGUGAGGAGGCUGGCAAAACAGUCGAGCUCUAUUCGCUCCAGGAGAGGCUGGAAUUACUGUGUGGAACAAAAGAUCUGUCACGGGUGUCCUCACUGGAAAUGUGCGUGGAUACUCAAGAAAACAGCCUGGGUAACUUUGGUUCUUACUUGCCAAGGCUGGUGCUUCUCAGAAUGAACAACAGUGUACUCACGUCUGUACGAGACCUUGGAAUCAGCUUAUCCCACCUACAGGUUCUUUGGAUGUCUUCCUGCAGCCUACAAGAUUUGGAUGGCAUUUCGACUCUCUCUUCUCUCAGGGAAUUGUACUUGGCCUUUAACAAAGUGACAGACCUGAGUCAGGUUGGCAUGCUGGAGAAUCUACAAGUGUUAGAUCUUAAAGGAAAUAAUGUAGAUGACCUUGUCCAGGUUCAGUAUCUCGGGUUGUGUGGCAAACUACAGACCCUCACCUUGGAAGGAAAUCCUGUGUGUCUGCGGCCAAACCCCACGACUACACAAAUUGACUAUAGUUAUUGUGAUGCAGUGAAGGAGUUGGUUCCACAGCUCCGUCACCUUGACAAUGCAAGAGUGGAAGAUGGCAGGUUCGGCCCAAGCAGCACCCCGUGGGAAGACUGGGCUAUUCUCCAAAACUGCCUACGGGACUCCUCUCCAGCAUCGACUAAAGACCAGGCAGAGGCAUCUAGCCGGCCCAGCUCAGCCAGGCAUUCAAUCUCCAGCUUCUGUGCCAUCUCAUUGGCAAGCACAACUGGAUCCAGACCUGUAUCGGCAACCUCCUCUGGAUUUCUUUGCUCCCCAGUGUCCAUAGAUUGUUCUGUGGAUUCAGAGUUAGCUGAAGUCGAAGAAGACGGCAGCCUCUUGACGCAUGGAGCUGGCAAGAUUCUGUUCUGUGGAAACCCUAUCAGGGCUAUCCGAGCAAGACGUGAAAAGUUGAGGAUUGGACCCUGUAUAUCUACUUCUAUCCCCCGUGAUCUGUCCAUGUAUGCACCAGCGCACAUGUAUGACCCUCAAGACGCUGAUACAAAAGAGAGUGGUGAUGUACUUGCUGAAGUUAGCGCUUGGAGGGAGAAACACAGCCGGUUUCUCCAAGCAAUAGAAAGAGAUAGACUUUCAGAGAUAUUGGUUGUUCGGCAUAGCAACGACAAUGAGGCCGAUCAUGAUGAGGAAGUGGAAGGAUUUCAUGUUCUAAGCAGUGACAGUUGUGCUGAAGAACAUUGUGUGGAUAGCCUAGACACAACGCCAUCUAAAUCAUCAUCUUUCAAGACUGUUUGUACAGAUGAGUUUAAAUCUGAGUCAUUUGAUGUAGAUCACCUUUUCUGUGACAUCACACGUUCGCCUUGUCCUCCUCUAAGUUCAAAAUCAGCCUCUGUUCGGAACAAGCCCAUAGGAAUCCAUGCACGUAGGAUUCAAAUUAAUCUGGUGAAUUCAGAACAUAAGCCUCAUUCCUGCAGUGAAGGGCACAAAGUUGUGAACGUCACAAGUACAAGUACUGCACAGACAGACCUGCCAUUGAAGCAGGUCACAAGGACAAAUAAGUUUCAACCAUCAUCAUCUAGAGGAGGACGGCUCAAGAAUUCAUGUGUAGAGAUGGACUUGGGCACCCUGGCAAGAAACGUGAAGUGUCAAAGCUCCUGGACAGAGCAGCAGCUUCAAGUCCCUUCAGACUGAGCACACAUUGAGACUGACACCAGAAUUAGCAAAAGUCUGGACUAGAGAUGUUAUUCAUGCUUUGUUGAAACCUCUUCCUCAGAGGUGACAAUACUCAUUCAAUAAUUGAGGCCCUCCCACAAAGAUGUAAAAACAAAGAAAAAUCACUUGACUAUUAACUGUCAUUGUGUCUUACGGUGACUUGUUACUUUUACCUCUCUUAUGACCUUUUAAUAGGAAUGAGAAACUGUAACUGAAAAAAAUGCUGGGCAGUAAUGAUAAAAAAAGCAGGUUUUUUUUUCCAGUUUCUGAGGAUAUAUUUGUGCAUUUUUAUUUAUAUUGAUAUUUGUAUUGCUACGUAUGUUGUAUAAUGCUCAAAUAAGAAAUGUGAUUGUAUAGCAAACUUUUAAGUUUAAAAAACGGUUGGUUUGAAUAUUUCUCUGCUGUCUGAACUGGUGGCACAUGUGAUAGCCUUCUGUGCCACUUGAGGGCACUAUGCCUAAACAUUACAUUGCAGCAGGCUUGAUGAGAAGACAAGGAGACUGGAGUGAGUUCAUCCUAUUAAUUCAGCAGAUAGCUAGAAUACCUUUUUGGCUAAAUGGCAGUAGGAACGUAUUCCAAGCCAAGGUCACAGAGAAGAUGUUAGCCUUUGUCAGGGAAACAGGAGGUAUUCUAGUCUCACUGAA
Syngnathoides biaculeatus (alligator pipefish) is the source of this 2791-nucleotide messenger RNA. RefSeq names its product leucine rich repeat containing 56 (gene lrrc56). Lineage: Eukaryota; Metazoa; Chordata; Actinopteri; Syngnathiformes; Syngnathidae. The coding region runs from base 360 to 2126 and encodes 588 amino acids. The record is from RefSeq and is a predicted model, not a curated record. The transcript has 13 exons. Gene Ontology annotation, molecular function: protein binding.